AUGAACAUGAGCGCUAUCCCACAUCCUCUCGCAACGACGUAUCCAGUCAUCUACCACAGGAACGGAGGAAGGUUCGCCAGACCACGGGAACAAUGGAGACUUUUCCCCGGGAGGACUGCGGGAAAAGGCAGACAGGCGUUUCGCGAUGGACAGCGACUUGAACAGCCGUUCUGGCUCAGAAGAGCUGGCUCUCGCCACUGUGAUCCUCCUGACAGGAAAAUGAAGCUGUCAAUCAAGGUUCUGAUGUGUCGAGCCAAGAUCCCAGCAUUUACGUGUGGUGAUGGGACGCCUUACACGUGGUGGGUCGGCCGCGGUAACGAGAAGCACUUUUACUGGGGCGGCUCUGUGCCGGGCAUUCAGAAAUGUGCAUGUGGUAUUGAGCGCAACUGCACCGACUCCAAAUACUACUGCAACUGUGACGCCGACCAGAAGCAGUGGAGGGACGAUUCCGGGAUUCUGGUAUAUAAAGACCACUUACCGGUCAGCCAAGUGGCUGUUGGGGACACAAAUCGACCCGGCUCAGAGGCCAAGCUGACCGUGGGACCUCUCCGUUGCUAUGGAGACCGAAGCUAUUGGAAUGCUGCAUCAUUCAACACGCCAUCCUCGUACCUGCACUUCUCCACUUUUCAAGGAGAAACGAGUGCUGAUAUCUCCUUUUACUUCAAGACCUCUGCUCCCUAUGGCGUGUUCCUGGAAAACCUUGGAAACACGGAUUUCAUCCGUCUGGAAUUGAAAUCCCCCACGGUGGUGUCGUUUUCGUUCGAUGUAGGAAACGGGCCGGUGGAACUGAACGUGCACUCUCCUACCUUGCUGAACGAUGACCAGUGGCACCGGGUCAGUGCGGAGAGGAGCACGAAAGAGGCCAUUCUGCAACUAGACCAGAAAUACCAGGAGGUCAGACCUGCACCUACACAGGGACACACACGCCUGGAGCUCUACAGCCAGCUUUAUGUGGGUGCAGCUGGAGGUCAGAGAGGAUUUCUUGGAUGUAUCCGCUCUCUGAAGAUGAACGGGGUGACCCUUGACUUAGAAGAGAGGGCAAAAGUCACUCCUGGUGUAAAACCUGGCUGUUCGGGGCACUGCACCAGUUUUGGGAUGUAUUGCCGUAAUGCCGGCAAGUGUGUGGAGAAAUACAACGGCUAUUCCUGUGACUGCUCCACCACUGCUUAUGAUGGGCCUUUCUGUUCAAAAGAUGUUGGUGGUUACUUUGAGGCAGGAACACUGGUCAAGUAUAAUCUGGUACCUGAAGUGGUCGCUGCAGCUUCCAGCCUGGAUGAGAAAAGCGUAAUCCACAACCUUCCUGUCGAGACCAACCUGACACGUGAAGAUCUGGCCUUCAGCUUCAGCACCUCUACUUCACCCAGCCUUCUGGUCUAUGUCAGCUCGAAAACCCAGGAUUACAUGGCCGUGGUGCUCCGUCAAAAUGGUUCCCUGCAGCUGCGGUACAACUUGGGUGGUCUCAGAGAACCCUUCAGUAUCGACAUUGACCAGAGGAACUUGGCCAAUGGGCAGCCCCACACCGUCAACAUCUCGCGGGUGGAGAGAGACAUAGAAGUGCAGGUGGGAAACACAUGA
This is a messenger RNA of Sinocyclocheilus grahami, 1575 nucleotides long. Its product is annotated as contactin-associated protein-like 2. The transcript is spliced from 9 exons. The record is from RefSeq and is a predicted model, not a curated record. Bases 1 to 1575 code for a protein of 524 amino acids. NCBI's taxonomy places the organism in Eukaryota, Metazoa, Chordata, Actinopteri, Cypriniformes, Cyprinidae.